Messenger RNA from Lingula anatina, 5570 nucleotides. RefSeq lists its product as uncharacterized. NCBI's taxonomy places the organism in Eukaryota, Metazoa, Brachiopoda, Lingulata, Lingulida, Lingulidae. The record is from RefSeq and is a predicted model, not a curated record.
GGAAUUAUGGACCCUACAUUUGCUAAAAACGACUAAGCGAGGUGAGAACGUAAACAACUGCAAGCGUUGUGGACAAGCUAGAAGCACGACAGGUGCUGAUAAAUAUGGAUUGACAGAGGAAAAAGACUUAAAUGUCUCAUGAUUUGGACUCCUGUUCUAAUAUUGUGAACAGGUUGUCUUAAGAAAACAACAUGAAUGAGGAUAAGGAAGAGAAUGCUUCAAAUGCUUCUUUGGGGACUUCCAGUAAAGGUAAAGAUCGUCCUCCUAGGAAUAGAUUCAAGGAAUCUAUAGAAAAUCUCCUGCGAUCAUCCGAUGCUCGUCUUCAGAAAAAUGCACAAAGCGAAAGAGAUCCGGGGCUGCCCCCCAGGAGAAGUAAAACUAAUUUAUUACCACGUUUUGAUAUGGCUGAUGAGAAAGAAGAUAACACAGCAAGUAAUUCAGUAGCAGAUCAAUCGGAAGCAAGUGGAACAACCAGCAGGACUGAUGUAAACUCUCAGAAAAAUCUGUCAAAUAUAGGGGUACCUUUGUCAAAGCAGCCAAGGCUAGAAAUGGGGAAAACAGGUUCACCAUCAGAAAAUAGUGAUUUAACUCCAAGAAGAAAUGAAAGAAUUUAUGGUACAGCUGGCAGUUUGAGAAGUACUCCAAGCAACAUGUUGGAUGAGGACCUUACUUCUGAAAGGAGUUUUGGCAGCAGCAGAGCAUACACACCAAGAAAAAGACUCAAUUCCAUUCUGGGUGGAAAUGUGAGCCCAGAACUCCGCUCUUAUAUUAUAGAAAAGGAAGUAGUAGAAAGUCAACACAGAAAGUUACAAGUUGAAGUUACCAGUUUACAGACUGAAAACAAGCUGCUGAAAGAAAAAUAUAAUAGAGCUACAGCACAAAUAGUGAACCUGGAAAGACAGCUUGCUGAUGCCCAGCACAGAGUGGAACAAACAGAAGAUGACCUGAGUGCAGAAAUGUCCUCUAUUAGAAAAAAGUCCAGAACAGAAGCAGACUCUGAAAAGCAAGACCUGCUGAAGCAAAUUGCCAAUCUCACAAAGGAAAAUGAAAUUCUCACAGCUGAGAAUUCUUCUCUUGAAAAACAACUGGAUGCUGCAAGGAGAACCUCUGAUAUAGUUAGACAAGCUUCUGAUAAGUCCAAGAUUGUGGCUGCAUACAAGGCAGAGUCUGCUUCUUUACGGGAGGAACUUAGUAAAGUCAAAUCGUUGCUUAGUCAGAGUGAUAAACAAAGGAGAGAUGAUGAGGAAAAAAGGAAAGAAAGUCUGCAGCAAAUUGCCAAGCUGACAGAAAUGAACAACUUACUAAAACAACAGUUAGAAUUGGGCGGCAGUGCCUUGGUGGCAGAAAAACAGGUAAAGUCUCUAGAUGUGCGUCUCAAAGUAACAGAAGAACGUCUGCAACAAGAGAGGGCAGACCGUUCGGUUAAGCUGUCUGAGGUGGAAGAUAAACUCCUCAAGGAAAAUGCUAAGUUCCAGGUUGCUGCAAAGGAGGCUAAGAGGCAGUUGCAUAGAGAAAAAGAGAAGGUCAAACAUUUAGAACAAAAACUGUCUUCUCUGAAAGAUCAGUUAAAACAGUAUGGGUCUGGUGAUGAGUAUGGUUCACCAUCAAGAACAAGUCCUAGCAAAAAAGAUGAAAGUAUUCUGUAUUAUGACCAGUCACCUGAAGUGGAACACCAGAAGGACCUUUCUGUUGAAAAGAAACUCUAUGAGGACAAGUUCAAGAGACUGACUGAGGAGUUGGAUGAUAAAACCAAGGAAAUGCAGGAGCUGGAAAUGACUUUAAAGCUUCAGAUCAACAGUUUGGUAAAAGAAAAACACGAAACUAUCACAAAAGUAAGACACCUGGAGGACCAAGUAGCUGGCCUGCAAGCUGAAAAUACUUCUCUAAAGGCUGGUCUGGACAGUGGCGUCUCAAUGGCUGCCAAUGCUGAUAGUGUGGGGUCUGUGCACUAUGAAGUUCAAAUAGAAACUUUAAAAGGUGAAAUCAAAAUCCUAGAAGGGAAGAUAGCACAACAGCAGCGGAACAUUAAGCUUUUGGAGGCUGAAAAAGAAACCAUCGUCACACAGUUAGAUACCAAAGAGCAUUCUCUAGAAGAAGCACUGCGAGAGCUUGAAAAUUAUGGUGCGCAGCAAGAACAUGGAGAGUCAGACAGGAAGCAGCAAAAAAUUGAUAGACUAACAGCUGAGAAUCACAGCAUCCAGUCUGAGCUGCGUGAGUGGCAGAUGAAGCACCGGCAUUUAACAGCAGAGAAGCAGCAGAUGCAGGACCAGAUGGACAAGUUGAAGAAAGAAUUAACUAGAUUAAAACAGAAUUGGGAGAACCAGACUGCAGAACAUGCAGAAUCUUUUAAACUUGAGCUCCAGAGUGAGAUUCAUGAAAAAGAAAUGCAAAUCCUGAGCCUCAAGUCUCAGUUCAUGCAGAAUGAAGAUGAACUACAGAUGACCAGGCAGGAACUGAUCCUGGAGCAAGAAAAUUUGAUACAUCUGAAAAAAGAGGUGGAAAAUCUACAGUCCUUGCUACACCAGGAGAAAGAACAAAACAAACUGCUGCACAAUCAAGAAAGUGAUUUACAGGCUGAGAUUAAAGCACUCAAAGAUAACUUAAAAUGGAGCAAUAAGGAAUUAAAUGAAAAGUCUAGAGAGGUGGUCACUGAAAUGGAGACACUUAAACAUUUGCUUGAAUCAAAGGAGGCCAGGAUUGAGAAACUUUCAGCUACAAUAAGCCAUCAAAAACAGGACUUGGAUUCCCAGAAUAGGCAGAUUGAGAGGCUGAAAGAAGAGAGUGCCAGCAAGACUGAGGAGAUUGAGAAACUUACAUUUGGGAUGGAACAGAAGGCCCUGGAAAUGUCAUCUGCAACUGAAGUGAGCCAGUAUCUCACCAAUGAGAGGACUAAAAUUCAGAUGGAAAAAUAUGAGGUGGAGAAGAAGCUUGCCAAACAAAUUGAGAUGCUUGAGGAAAAGAGACUGGAGAUAGGAGAACUAACAAGAAAGCUUGAGACGGAAGAAGACAGACACAGUAUGACUGAAGAGAUGCUCAAAGAGAAAGAGAAUCAUAUUGUGAGUUUGGAGACAGAUAUGCAUCGUCUGCGCAAGAAAGUGUCCCAGUUGGAAGAAGAAACCAGGCAGCUGCAGGAAGAAAGUAAAAAGUGGAAUACAAUUAGUUCUGGUUUGGAAAAAAGACUAACAGCUGCCAAAUUAGAGGUUGCUGAAGCAAAGAGUGCAUCCAAUCAGUUGGGACAAGAAUAUGGCAUGGCCUCCAAGCAACUUGAUUUAGUUAAACAGGAAUAUGAAUUUGCAGUUGUAACCCUAGAAACAGAGAAAAGUGCUGCUGGAAAGCUCAGGGAACAGAUUAGGGCUGAUGAAAAUAAGAUCAGUAGAUUGGAAGAGGAGUUGAGGGUUUCACAUGAAAGAGUUGAUAAAUUAAAUGGUCAGUUGUCGGCUAGCCAGGACAUGGUAGAACAGUUGAAAGGAGACAAGCAAAGUUUAUAUUCAGAUUUGCAAGAACUGUGUCACAAAUUAUCAGAGAAAGAUGAAUUAAUUGGUCAGUUGCAAGAGAAGUGCUCUGAGACAGUUGAAACAGUACAUAAUGAAUAUGCAAUGGAGAAGGUGAAGAUAUCUAGGCAAAAGGAAUCUGUAGAAGAAGAACUAAAAAGAACAAAAAUGGAGCUGAAGGCGUUAAAGGAACAGCUCAAGCAGAAGGAUAUUCAGAUGAAUACUUAUGGUAGAACCCUACUAGACCUGGAGGGAGAAACUAAAGCCAGGCAACAGCUGGAAAACAGGGCAACGGCCAUGGAAAUGGAAGUUCAGGAAUUAAAGCAGCUGAACAGUGCUCUGAAAGCAGAGAAAACAUCUCUAACAGAGAGCAAUAGACACUUGCAGGAAACUUCAGAAAGUGCAAAGGCUAAAAUAGCCAGAUUAAAGGAGACCAUUUCUGAAAUGCAAGAUAAGCAUCAAAAGCAGACAGAAAACCUUAGGCAGAGUAUGGCUGACAGAAAUGUCAAACAAGAAGCAGAAAUGUUGGACCGUAAUGAAAAAUACAUUAAGACAAAUGCUACUCUGAAGACCUUAGAAGUGUCCCUGACAGCAGCAAAUGAAACCAAGGAGCUCUAUCUUCACAAUAACAGACAAUUGGAAAAGACCAUAGACUCCUUAAAAACCCAGCUACAUGAAGAGAUCACCUUGAGAAAGUUGUCUGAGCAAAAGAUUGAUACUUAUAAAACGCAGCUUGAGGAGGUUAAGAAGAGGAAGGUUACAGAUGACCAGAUAACCAUUGACCUGCAACAGAAGUUGAAUGAGACAGAAAGGGCAUUCAAUAUAGAGCAUGAGAAACUUCAAAAAUGUCGAGAUGAUCUCAGCAAUAUGGAGACCACUGCACAUGCUCAUGAAUCUAAAGCGCAGUCACUGCUUGACCAGUUUAACACAUUGAAGGCAGACUACAGUACUCUGAGGCAACAGUAUGACAGUCUGAAGUACAGUUUAAGUGGUAAACAUAAGAAAACAACCUUGGAACUAAAGCAGCAAUUAGACCAUUUCAUGAGUGAAAAAAAUAAAUUGAGCCUUCAAGUGCAAAACCUCACAGCAGACCUUGAACAGGCUAGAGACUUGGUGGCAGUUAAAAACAAAGAAAACUUGAAGAUGCAUGAGGAACAUCUCAGUCUCCAGGAAAAGUUAAGUGAGGCUAAGAGUCAGCUGAGGGAGCUGCAGGACCAGGUGCUAGUGGAAGCUGACCUCAGGAAAAAGCUGGACAAAAGGAACAAUGACUUGGAGGAUGAUCUUAUGAAACUACAACUUGUUGUUGGAAAGUUAGAUCAAGAUGGUGAAGAUACCAAAGACAGCAAAACUGAUGACAAUAUUAAGGCAGAAAUUAUCAGAAUGCUGCAAGAGCUUAGCUUACAGCUGCACCUCCAACAAGAAACUAGAGGCCAUAACAGUGACAAUGCAAAAGAAAUGCAGCUGCUAGAAAUGUACAAGAACAAGAUUGAUGGUUUUGAAAUGGAGCUGUCUAGUGAGAGAGCCAUGCACUCCCUUACCAAGACACAGCUCCGCUCUCUGGAGGAAGACAAUCAGAGACUUAGGAUUCAGAUGGCACAAAUCAAAAAGAUGAGGAAUACCCAUACUGACAAAUCAAAUAAAACUCACCUUGAAGAAAUCAACGACAUCAUUGCAAGGUCACAAACAAGAGCCAAAGCGAUGUUUCCAACAGGAGAAUUUAAUCUCAGUAUGACGGGCAUAGAUGGAGAAAAUGCAGCAAUGGCUGGCACUCUUCAGGGAUUGGAUUAUUCGCUAAAAAUGAAUGAAUUUGACAGGAUUCUGAGCCCCUUAAACAGUGGUGUGAUGGUGGAAACAUCACCAGGCAACAUGUAUGAAUGAAAUAAGACUUGACAUGAGACUCAUUCGAUAAAUACUUAAUACUUGCAAGACUGUACUCCAGCAGGUGCCCAAUAAUGGCUGACUUUUCCCUUGAAUUGCAUCCAUUUCACACUCAUUACUCAUUCCAGACACUUAAAAUAUGCAUUACAUACAUCCUCACUCAUUUUGUCAUCUUUUUAAUGGUUCAAAAUUUAUUCAUAU